GUCGGUGUUGUGCUCCGGGCGAGUGCGCAGAACCGUUAUAUUCGUUAAUAUUUGAAAUUAUUUGAAUAUAACGAAUCAAUAUGACACUUCAAUACGUUGUGGAUUUAUAAACGACGAAGAGAAAGUUGAAUAACAUGUAAGAAACAAAAUAAGCAAUAAACAAGUAAAAUUAAGUUAAGUGAACAAAGAAAAUACUGAAUAACGAUGAAGAUGAUGAAUAAAUAUAAUAAAUAAGGAAAAUAGAUAAAUAGUGAAUGAGAAACGAGUGAAAUAUUGAGUUAGUUUUGAAAUAAGAAAAUCAAAUUAAAGAUGAAGAACAAGAACUAAUAAUAAAAGUGGAAUAAAGGAAAUGAAACAAUGACUGAAAAAUAAUAUAGAACAAAUAAAUGAAAAAAUAAUAACAAAAAACAUGUAGAAACAAACCAAUAAUAAAAACCCAGAAAUAACAAUAAACUCGAAGUGAACAAGAAAAGAACAAUGAAGAACAACAACAGUAACGGACGCAGUAGGAGUGGGAGCAGCCGGAGUGGGAGUGGAAGCAGUGGACGGAGUGGGAGGAGUAUGGGAGGAAGGAGUAGGAGUGAGGGAAGGAGGGAUUCUCACCUCACUCUCGAUUCCUUGUGUACUUACGAGGAUGGAGAGGGAGAUGCCAUCUUUAACAGGUCGGUGAUGGGGUUCAGUGCAUCCCUACAGGGGGAGACAAGCCAUGCGGCCCUGUUGGCUCGCCAGGACGCGGAGUUACGCCUCCUGGACACGAUGCGCAGAGUGUUGGUAGCGCGGGCCAAAUGCGACAGGGACUACGCCGCCGCACUAACGCAGCUUGCUCACACGGCCGCCAAGAUGGACGCCCCGGAUAAUGUACUGGACGACUCUCAUCUUCAUAAGGCGUGGCGGAUGAUGGUUGAGGGGUUGGAUGAGUGGAGCAGUAUCAUGCGACAGAACGCGGACACACUGGUUGUAGAUACUGUGGACAAACUGGCCGCCCUCAUCACGGAGAAGCGAGCCUCUAGGAAGGUCUACUACGAGGAACACCAGAGGAUUACCAAUGAAGUUACUAGAUUACAAGAAGCUGUAGGGAAGUCUAAGAACAACUAUGAACAAGCACUUGAGCACUACAAGACUUCUAAAACUAAAUACGAAGACCAGUUCCUCAAAGGUAAGCCGGGGCGUAAGCUGGACGAGUUGAAGGAGCGUUAUCAGAAGGCGUGUAAGAAGCUUCACCAAGUGCACAAUGACUACGUGCUGCUGCUGUGUGAGGCGGCGGACUACGAGAGAGACUUCCGUACGGUUCUACUUCCUGGUUUACUAGAGUACCAGGAACGGGUGCAGGAGGACAUGAUUGAUAAAUGGCGUUCAAUACUAACAGAAGUGUGUGAGCUGACAGACACAACACAGGGAAGGUACGCCCAGCUGCAGACAGAAGUGGUCUCCUCCGUGUCGGCCAUCUCACCCAAGUCUGAGUACUCGUCCUUCUCAGAGACCAAUAAGAGCUCACCGCCUGACCCUGUAACCUUCGAGUUCUGCAACAAACUUCUUGGAGAUGGCGUUGGAUCCCUUCAGGCGGGUCAGCUGGCCGUCGACUCCCUCACGGUCGACUCCUUACGACUCAGACUUAGUGACAUUGAACACAGGUUACACGAAGUCUCGACGGAACUUCGGGAGAAACAAAACUUAUUAAAUCAACACGAAACAGAAGUGGUUAAUAUCAAGAAGAACUCUUUACAGGAUACAGGUAUUGCAUCCAGAUUACUAGUGCUAAAGCGAGCCAGCGAUGUCCUACGCCGUGAACUAAACGAGUUACGAUGUAAGGAGUCGUGGCUGCAACACCAACGCAGUCUCAUUCAUGACCCACUGGCAGCACUGGGCUGUGAAGAGGCCCCUCAACCCUGGGAGGCGGCUCAGGGACAAGUCAACGGAGACUCGGGUUUCAGAUCAAAGUCUUUACUGUCGUUGAAUUUUGCGGGUCUAAAGUCCAAUUCCAUACUGGCCCUCAAUUUUCUGUAUCAGCGCUCAGACUCACUCAAAUCUCGCUCGGCCGCUCUCAAGGAGCUACUCCGCAAACCCUUCCGUGCCAGGAACAGUGCCUCACCUGCCUCCACACCACCCACGCCGACUAGAGCCAACACCGAGGAGAGGGCCUCGGCACCCGACCAACAGUCCCUCACCACGGAUAAUUCCGCAGAAGGCCAGGCAGAGGUCCACCCACAAGCAGUAAAUGGUAUACCUGAAUUGACCUACGACCCAGACCGGUGCUUGGAGGACGAGCCAUGGUUCCACGGUGUACUGCCAAGAGAGGAGGUGGUGCGAUUACUGGUGAAUGAGGGCAAUUACCUAGUGAGAGAGACCACGCGUAAUGAUGAACAGCAGAUUGUCUUGUCAGUCUGUUGGGGCACUCAUAAACACUUCAUAGUUCAGACCACACCUGAGGGUCACUACAGGUUUGAGGGUCCAGCCUUCCCAACCAUCCAGGAACUAAUCCUUCACCAACACAACUGUGGCCUACCAGUCACUAACAAGUCAGGUGCUAUACUCCGGACUCCCAUCUUCCGUGAACGAUGGGAACUAAAUAACGAUGAUGUUGAGCUGAGAGACAAAAUAGGCAGAGGUAACUUUGGGGACGUGUACAAAGCUCGGCUACGGGACUCUGGAAGCGAGGUUGCCGUCAAGACGUGCAGAGUAACGCUGCCUGACGAACAGAAGAAAAAGUUCCUACAAGAGGGUCGUAUCCUCAAGCAGUACGACCAUCCCAAUAUUGUCAAGUUUAUAGGCAUUUGUGUCCAGAAGCAGCCCAUUAUGAUAGUGAUGGAGUUGGUGCCGGGUGGAUCUUUAUUAAGUUUUGUGAGGAACCAUAAAGGUCAGCUGAACGGGAAGCAGAUGAUGGGGAUGUGCCUGGACACUGCCUCUGGGAUGGCCUAUCUGGAGUCAAAGAACUGCAUCCACCGUGACCUGGCAGCACGGAACUGUCUUGUUGGCCAUCGGAAUAUUGUCAAAAUAUCUGACUUUGGCAUGUCAAGAGAGGAGGAGGAGUACAUUGUCAGUGACGGCAUGAAACAAAUACCCAUCAAAUGGACGGCUCCAGAGGCUCUUAACUUUGGUAAAUACACUUCGCUGUGUGAUGUGUGGAGUUACGCCGUGUUGUGCUGGGAGAUCUUCUCAUCCGGGGAGGUGCCCUACCAUGGCUACUCCAACACCAAGGCCCGAGAGAUGAUUGAUUCAGGAUACCGGAUGCUGGCACCACAUAACACCCCCGACGAAAUGUACCAACUGAUGCUCAAGUGCUGGCAGUAUGACGCGGAAAACAGACCUCACUUCCCGGAGAUUUACGCCGCUGUAGACACUAUAUACUCAUCACUAUAGCAGAAUGUGUAGUGUAGAGUGUCUCAUUGUAGUGAUAUUCCCUGUAAGUAGGAUUUUGUAAGGAUAUUCUUAAAAGGCGCGUGGAGUUCUCCGAAGAUGGGGUGGAGUACAGUACAGUAACUCAGGUGUACUGUAGUAGACUGGAAGUGCCAAGACCGUGGGCACUUUGCAGCAGUUUCUGGGUCAGUCAGCCACCACAGGUUGUAAAUAAAGACAGUUCAGCAGUGAAGAAUGACUGCAGUGCUCUACUCAAUACGGUGAUUUACUGUUUCAUCUUGUAUGUUCGUAAAAUCCUUCAUUGUGAUUUGUAUUUUUUUGUUUUUUCAGUUCACAGUACAGUACUGUAUUGGUUGAGUUAAAACUUGGGGUGAUAUAAUUUAUUCUGGUCUGAUUUUUUAAAAUUAUUUUAAUUUAGUAUAUAUGAGUGUAUAAUACUGUACAGGUAUUGGCUUUUCAGCUCAUGAGGAGAAACUUGAACAUUUUAGGUACAGUAUUUUAUUAAAUUUUUAUGGAACUCAUUAAUUAUAUAAUAUUUGAAAAAGAGGAUACGUUCAUUGCUGGAAGAGUGAUUGUAUGACAGAAACGUUUUGGUCAAUGGCUGAUAAUGAACCGGAAAUAUUGCUGUGUCAAGUUAGUGAUUAGUAACUACUGGAUUACUAUUUAGACUCAAUCAGUUCUGCAGAGUUAGAUGACUAGUGCUUGACCUGUUAUCAUAAAGGACACUAAGGCACUGAGUAUUAAAGACAAUAGCACAUACAAGCAUGUGACUGGGGUGCUUAUGGUCCCGUCAGCUUUUCUUUAUAAAUGCCAAUCUGUUAAUUGAGCUUUACGGUGCAACACUUGUACUAUUGCUGAACAUGAUACAGUACAGUUAUACUUGAGGCACACACACAACACUGAGGCUGGACUGGUGGAGGAGCUUUUUGCUUUAAGUGUAUAAAUGCACAAGUUCAUGUCAACAACGACACUGUUGACGGGAAGCAUCAUGUAAAGUUCAGCAUCAACCCACAUAAAAACAGCAGACGAGCAUCAUUCCUGUGAGUGUAGCGAACACUACUUGUAGCACACCCAAGUGAGUUAUGUUUAAAGUGAUUCUAUACAAGAUCAUUAUUGAUGUGACACAACUGAGUCUUCCUCAGUGUGUACAGGAAAAUGUGAUCUUUUGAUUGUUUUUAAGAUGUUAUAUUUGUUUUCCUUGAGACAUAUCUUUUUGAAGUGACACGAAACAUUCUUGAUAAAUGAAGGAGAAUAUAUUGAUUAAUACCAAGAUAUAGUACACAGUUGUGUUGAUUGAAGUGAAGGAACACAAACAACUCUUUCUCAGUAAGUGCAGGAACAAGCAGAACCAUAUGAUUGUUGUUUAAGUAUUAUAUUUAAUUAUAUAUAUAUUUUAAGUUAUCUGUGAUAACUACUGAUUGUCAUUGUAGAUAUUGGUUAGCUGGAGACAGUUUAGGUUCAUCUCUCAAGUGCUUCAUGAGCAACAAAGUCAUAAACAGGGUAUUGUACCCAUUAGUGUGGUCACAGUACACAACAUGACUGAGCCAGUGUGCCCAAGACCUAAUGGUUACCUUAUUAGGACGGGACCAUCUAACCUGCUGCCAUAACUUGAACACAAAAGCAUCUGAGAGUUUAUUUUGAUGGUGUUGUUGUCCGUCGCUGAAAUAUGUUGUGGCCCGACGUUAGUAAUUUACAAUAAAACUUGCUGUACCUUUAGGGUCGGUGGCUGUGUGUGUAUAAACAGACUACAGUAAUGAUGAACAUUACUUGUGCUCUGUUGAUAAAACUUCUCUCACAUGGUUUAAUAUUUCCCAUUGCAAAGGUAUUUACAUACUGUCAUUUUAUUUGUCGUAACAAAUAAUUUUGAGCAAUUUUAUGUUGAAUAUGAAUAUUAAGUUUACUGUAUUUAUGAUGAUUAUUAACGUCUUAAGAGUUACAGUAUAUUAGGAGUAUCGAGUUAUCAGUGAAGUUGAAAUUUGGAAAUACCAAGACUUGCAUUACCAUGUUCUCUAUGGUAGGUUUAUAGCCAAAUUAUAAUUUAUCUCUUGCCUUGACCAGAGCAAUAAAAGUGGUCAAGGUAAACUUUAAUUAACCAUCACCUACAGUGUCAUAGGUUUCUGAACAAUGUGUGGAUAAGUUUGGCUACAAAGAUGAAAGUGUGUGCCAUACUUUAUUUAUAUUGUACUAACUAGUGGAUCUGUGCCAUGAAAGAUUAUGAGAUAUUCCAAACAAAGAAAUUAUUAGUAAGAAUUGUUGUGUCUUGUCUGUCUGUUGGUUCAUGUAAGGAUCAUUAAUGCAUGUACUGUACUGUAUACAUGUGUGGACUAAUUCAUACAUGUGUGUGUAUACUUCUUCAUGUUUGUGUUUGCAUGACUGCCUUCAGGCCUUGUGUGGGUAUGUUUGUCCCCUUGUUUGUGUAUCAGUAAUAUAUAUAUAUAUAUAUAUAUAUAUAUAUAUAUAUAUAUAUAUAUAUAUAUAUAUAUAUAUAUAUAUAUAUAUAUAUAUAUAUAUAUAUAUAUAUGUACAGUAUACAUAUUUUUAGGUCACUAUGAAUUUUAACUAUUAUUACGUAGAACUGAAUUUUAUAUUUAAUUUUGGCAUCUUAAGCCAGCCUAUGUGAAAUGUAUGUUAUGCACUCAGAAUGAAUCAGUCAUUGUUUUACAGAGUUUUCCAAUUAAAAACUUGUGAUGGGGCCUUACCUGUAGUGAUAUCAAUGCAUAGUUUCUUUACGUACAAAAUUCACAUGUUUUUGGCUGUUAUGUAAAUUUGUUCUGUGAAUGAAGGGACAAGUGUGCUUGUUCAUGUGAAUCUCUGUAUGUAGUGAGAGCUGUCACAUCUCCUGCCCAAGAUUUUAUGACAAAAAAACAAUACAUUUAGAAAUGGAUGGAAAAUGAGUUAAAGAUGAUUAUUGGAGUGUAGUUCUUAUAGUAUAUAUUCCUCAGAAAAUAAUUUGAGUAUAAUUAUCAAAGUUUAUAAUCUAUAAAAAAGGUGGAAUACAGUAGAUAAUAUUCCUAUUGUCAUUUUUUUCUGUAAAUGUGUAAUAUAUAUAUAUCUAGUCCACUAACCUAUAUGGAAGUAAGAGUAAUUGUGGAGUUAUUAGUUGUUCUGGUCUGCUAUAUCCUAGGAGACUUAUUUUGUAUAUACUGCCUCUGCCUAUUAAUAAUGCAUAAUUUCUCCAUGUAUAUUGACUUGCUUUAUGUGACUGUUAAUGUUUAUAUACAACAAGUGUGCUAUUCUUCCUGAUGAAACAUUUAAGUCGAGUGAUCUGUGUAGUCUUAGCAUUAGGUGUACACUCGCUCCAAAGGGUAUCUUUAUGGAGGGGCACCGACGAAUUUCAAAGUGAACGCCACGACUUGCGUUGUCUCUGUAUGGUUGUUAAAAUACUUCAUACGUUGCGUCAUAUUAUCUCGCACGUAAUCAUAAAGAUAACUUUUUGGAGCUUGUGUAUAAGAGAGAGAGAGAGAGAAAGAGAAAGAUAUUGCACUUCAAACGUGACGUAUGUUUUUGUGGGAUCAAUCCUACGAAAGUUGUUGCAAACCCCAUUUUUAUUAUUAAACUCUACCAAUUGUGAUUACCAGGAUGCAAAUAUAACUAUCAUGAGAUAUAUUGUACUAUAUAUAUAUAUAUAUAUGUGUGUGAAACUAAGAUGGAUGUGUUUGUUUGCUGACAAAUUGAUAUAAUGCAACUCAAGAUUUUUACAAGAUUUAUACAAAAAAAAAAUUAUUACGACUGCUUUGUUGAUUACAUACACGACUGGAACACGUUAGAACUACGAAGCUUUGCAGUACACUUUUUUUUAUUGAAUUUCUUUUGGGAUUUACAGCUAAACAUCAGAAUUUUUAAUAAUAACAAUAAUUACACUUUUGCCUACUCUGCCAACUCUUAACUAACACACACAACCUGCUCUUGUUAUUCUCUAUAAGUCACUUUUCCAUUAAAAUAUUUAAUGUUG
This is a messenger RNA of Homarus americanus (American lobster), 7306 nucleotides long. It is a transcript of the gene FER, whose product is annotated as tyrosine-protein kinase Fer-like. Gene Ontology annotation, molecular function: non-membrane spanning protein tyrosine kinase activity; ATP binding. NCBI's taxonomy places the organism in Eukaryota, Metazoa, Arthropoda, Malacostraca, Decapoda, Nephropidae. The coding region runs from base 478 to 3357 and encodes 959 amino acids. Gene Ontology annotation, biological process: peptidyl-tyrosine phosphorylation. The transcript is spliced from 19 exons. The record is from RefSeq and is a predicted model, not a curated record.